AUGUAUCUACCUACCUUUUGGAAGCUAACUGCUGAGGCCACUGCAUUCAGAUUGAGACACGUUGCUGGCUAUGGAGUUCCAAUUACAUUCAUGACUGUUUGGAUUAUGUACCCAUCUCUCUACAACUGGACUUUCUCCUGCCUCAUCCCACCCCCAAGAGGUGUACCCAAGAGAAAUAUGGCAGCUAUGUUAUGA
This is a messenger RNA of Stylonychia lemnae, 195 nucleotides long. NCBI's taxonomy places the organism in Eukaryota, Ciliophora, Spirotrichea, Sporadotrichida, Oxytrichidae. The record is from the annotation of a GenBank genome assembly.